AUGUAUGGCUACAAGAGGUGUCCCCGUUUCAACUGCCAUUCCAACGAAUCUCCGUUCACUUCACCACCACCCCAAAUCACAAUGUGGAAACCCUACAUUCCCUUCUUCCUCCUCCUUUUCUCCACAAUACUCUUUCUCUCCCCCACCACCACCACCGCAGAAAUCAAAUCCCUCACCAUCAACUUUGAUACCCGCCCCAUGAUCUUCUUCGAAAAAUUCGGUUUCACCCCAAAAGGUCGCGUCACCAUCUCCGUCUCCUCCGUGGUCCUUUCCUCCUCCUCCCAACUCGAAUUCUCCCAUCUCGGUUUCUUCCUUCUAAACGAUGAAAACCUUCUUCAAGUCCUCACCAAGAUCAAACAAAAUGCUUCAUUUUGCGUCCUCGAUUAUCGCUACAUUUACCCUCUCUUUACUUUCGGUGACAUCUCUCCUCCUCCACCUCGUCCACCAGCUUCCUUCAACCGUUCUUUCCCCGUUUUAGGCUCUAACGAAUACAGUCUUUUCUUCGCUAACUGUGAUUCUGAAACCUCUGUUUCCAUGGUGGUUCGCACCGAGAUUUUCAACUUUGAUUCUAAUGGUUCUAGAGAUUAUCUCUCGGCUGGACAAACUCAACUUCCUUCUCUCUUUUUUCUCUUCUUCGUCGCAUACCUAGCUUUCUUUGUUGUUUGGGUUUACACUUGUUAUAUCUAUAAACAUUUAAUUCACCGUAUUCAUCUAUUAAUGGCCGUUUUGCUUCUCAUGAAGGGUUUGAAUCUUAUAUGUGCUGCAGAGCAUAAACAUUAUGUUAAAGUCACCGGUUUACCCCAUGGAUGGAAUCUGUGGUUCUACAUUUUUCAGUUCAUUCAUGUUGUUUUGUUAUUCAGCGUCCUGGUUUUGAUUGGUGCUGGAUGGUCUUUUCUAAAGCCGUCUUUGCAAGAUAGGGAAAAGAAGGUGUUGAUGAUCGUGAUCCCUCUUCAGGUUUUGGCUAAUUUAACUUCCGCCGUAAUUGGUGAUACGGAUCCUUUUAUCAAAGAUUGGGUUACUUGGAAUCAAGUGUUUUUGCUUGUUGAUAUUAUUUGUUGUUGUGCUAUUAUUUUCCCCAUUGUUUGGUCUAUAAGAUCACUUAGGGAAACCUUGAAAACUGAUGGAAAUGAAAAAGUUUCUAGGAACCUUGCAAAGUUGAUCCUUUUUAAGCAGUUUUAUAUAGUUAUUAUCGGGUAUCUGUGUUUCACAAGAAUUGUUGUGUUUGCUUUGAGAACUAUUGCUGCUUAUAAAUAUCAAUGGAUAAGUAAUGCUGCCGAAGAAACAGCCAGUUUUGUGUUUUUUAUUGUCAUGUUCUAUAUGUUUAGACCUGUUGAAAAAAACGAGUGUUUUAUACUAGAUCAAAAGGAAGAGGAAGAUGCUGAAAUCGCUCUUAGGAAUGAAAGUUUCUGUUUAAGGAAUUUUGAAGCAGCCUAG
Molecule: messenger RNA, 1434 nt
Organism: Trifolium pratense (red clover)
Lineage: Eukaryota; Viridiplantae; Streptophyta; Magnoliopsida; Fabales; Fabaceae
Product: protein CANDIDATE G-PROTEIN COUPLED RECEPTOR 7-like
Exons: 1
Coding region: 1-1434 (477 amino acids)
Biological process (GO): transport
Cellular component (GO): membrane; Golgi apparatus
Source: RefSeq, a predicted model, not a curated record